ACACUCUAGAACCUAACAAACGUAUUCGAAAAAGGGUUUAGGGUCGUUUCCUUGUGCCCUCUUCGCUGCCUCACACUUCUCUUCCCUUCGCUCUCUGAAUCCUUAUCCAUGGCCUCCUCCUUCCUUACCUUUCCAAAACAUUUUCUUUGCCCCGCUGCUUCUUCCUUCUCUUCGUCUAACCGCAGACUUACAGGUUUACGGGAGAACUCAUUGAAGGUUAAUGCAAUUGUGAAGAAAUGGGAACCCACAAAGGUGGUUCCUCAGGCUGAUAGAGUUCUUAUUCGUUUGGAUGAGCCUGAACAAAAAACUAGGGGUGGAGUCUUGCUGCCAAAGUCAGCUGUUAAGUUUGAGCGAUAUCUAAUGGGAGAAAUUCUUUCUGUUGGGGCAGAGGUUCAAGAAGUAGGGGCUGGCAAGAAGGUAUUAUUCUCUGACGUAAAUGCUUAUGAGGUUGCGAUAUGAUCACUAGAAGAGCAGCUGGAUGGGGUGAAAGAAUUUUAUAGGUGGAUUUGGGAACUGAUGCAAAGCAUUGCUUCUGUAAAGAAAGUGAUUUAUUGGCCGUGGUUGAGUAGAGUUUGGUAUUUGUUUGCAUGAGGAUUAAGAGGACUGAGCAGCCUUGAUGUUGAUGAUAUUCCUGGCAAUUCUAUUAAAGAGAAAUGAUAUUUUAGCAGUCAAUUCUUGCUUCAUUAGCUUAAAUUUUGCAAGACUGGUGUAUGUUGCAACGGAUGAAUGUAUCCGUUGCACAUCUUUUUGAGAUGUGGAGGGUACAUACUUUUUUCAGAUGAGUUAAGUUUAAACUUUAUUAUCUUUUUAUUUAA
Prosopis cineraria is the source of this 815-nucleotide messenger RNA. Its product is annotated as 10 kDa chaperonin 1, chloroplastic-like. The transcript has 8 exons. Lineage: Eukaryota; Viridiplantae; Streptophyta; Magnoliopsida; Fabales; Fabaceae. The record is from RefSeq and is a predicted model, not a curated record. Gene Ontology annotation, cellular component: mitochondrial matrix. Gene Ontology annotation, molecular function: metal ion binding; ATP binding; protein folding chaperone. The coding region runs from base 109 to 459 and encodes 116 amino acids.